CAUUGAGGUGGCUGCUGGGAGUACGUAAAGGACCACCUCUGGGGUAAAUCAGACUUUGCUGGGGUUUCUUUGGGGUUACAGGUGGGGGGGACUGGAUUCCCUUUUAAGAGUUAAUAAUUAAUAAGCCGCUAGUCCUCGCCACAAAUUGAUGAUCAACAGGGUCUCUCUCUCUCCUCCUUCCUGAGCCUUUGUCACCUGGAAUGAGCCUCGGUUUUCCUGGGAAAAGGCCAGCAAUGAGAAGCAUCCUCAGCCUCACGUUCCUACUGACCAUUUGCCUUGUGACUCAAGGGAGCCCCAAUGGAAGGAAGAAGAAAGGGCAAAAACUGCAGCCAAUCUGGAGGAAGACGGAGGGCUGCCCGCACUUGGAGACCAAGUUCCUCCUGUACUCCGACCGGGCUGAAGAAGGAUGCCUGGUAGAGUUCAAGCAGUUGUCCAGCCUGGAGAGUUGCCGCUUCAACGCCUCCCUCCCUUUGGUGAUGAUUGUCCAUGGUUGGUCGGUGGAUGGAAGACUUGAAAGCUGGAUUUGGAAACUGGCCGAAGCUCUGAAAUCCCACCUCACACAGACCAAUGUGAUCAUCACCGACUGGCUGGCGCUCGCACAUGCGCAUUACCCCAUUGCAGUGCAGAACACGCGGGACAUUGGCCAAGAAAUUGCUCAGUUCCUCAGAUGGCUGGAGGAAUCGGUGGGCUUUUCCAGAAGCAACGCUCACCUGGUUGGCUACAGCCUAGGGGCUCACGUCGCAGGAUUUGCCGGCAGCGCCAUCGGGGGCACCAAGAAGAUUGGGAGGAUCACAGGCCUGGAUCCGGCCGGCCCCCUCUUUGAAGGCAUGUCUGCAACUGACCGCUUGUCGCUGGAUGACGCGGACUUUGUGGAUGCUGUACACACCUUCACCCAGCAGCAGAUGGGGCUCAGUGUGGGCAUCGAGCAGCCGGUCGCCCACUUCGACUUCUACCCCAAUGGAGGCACCUUCCAGCCAGGAUGCCACAUCAUGCAUGUCUACAACCACAUUGUCCAGUACGGCAUCACAGGUCUGGCUCAGACUGUGAAAUGCGCCCAUGAAAGGUCAGUCCACCUGUUCAUCGACUCGCUGCAUCACAACAACAAGCAGAUGACAGGCUACUGGUGCAAAGACAUGCAGACGUUUGACAAGGGUCAUUGCCUCAACUGCCGGGCCAACAGGUGCAACACGCUGGGCUACCAUAUCCGGAAGGCCAAGGUCCCUGAAAGCCGGCGGCUCUUCCUGAAGACCCAACCCCAGGAGCCUUUCAAAGUUUAUCACUAUCAGUUCAAGAUCCAUUUCAUCAAUGAAUUCAGACCGAAGCAGAUUGACCCAACGUUCACCAUCUCACUGACUGGCAGCAAAGACAAUGUUGAAAACCUCUCUAUCACUUUAGUUGAAGGCAUUACUGGAAAUAAAACCUACACUUUCCUUGUUCCUCUGGACAUGGACAUUGGGGAGCUGAUGAUGAUCAAACUGAAAUGGGAAGGGAUCGCCAUCUGGGAGAACAUCUGGAACACUGUUCAAACCAUCAUCCCUUGGACGAAAGGCGACCGCCGCCCAGGACUCAUUGUCAAGACUAUCCGAGUCAAGGCAGGAGAAACGCAGCGGAAAAUGACCUUCUGUUCCCAAAUUGUGAAUGACUUGCACCUCUAUCCAGGGCAGGAGAAAAUGUUUGUGAGGUGCGAACAGCUGCGGCGAGUGCAAAGUUGAGCCACAACCUGGAAGAACGGGUGCCAUUCCUUGAGAAAAGUUUCCAAGCUUUAACCACUUUGUUUAAAAAGAACUUCAGCAUUUUUGUUUCUUUUCAUACACAUUUGUGGAAAAGUAUAAAAAUCGCAAGAUGGAUCAAAAUUCCAAGAGCGUACAUAUAUCUGAGGCAAGGUUGAUUAGGAAAGGAUGAAUAAAGUGUGAAAUGAACUAACA
This is a messenger RNA of Sceloporus undulatus (fence lizard), 1925 nucleotides long. It is a transcript of the gene LIPC, whose product is annotated as lipase C, hepatic type. The transcript has 9 exons. The record is from RefSeq and is a predicted model, not a curated record. Gene Ontology annotation, molecular function: apolipoprotein binding; triacylglycerol lipase activity. The coding region runs from base 201 to 1712 and encodes 503 amino acids. NCBI's taxonomy places the organism in Eukaryota, Metazoa, Chordata, Lepidosauria, Squamata, Phrynosomatidae. Gene Ontology annotation, biological process: lipid metabolic process.